AUGGAGCCUCGACCGCCGUCCGAAUCGAAUGAAGAGCGUCGCAAUCCUGAAGUUCCUAUGAGCGAUCGCCUAACUGACGGAUCAAAAACCAUAGACAUUCCUUCAGCAUUUCGUACUGGCGGGCUACCCCUCAAGUUUGAGCUAAGGGAGGUCAUGAAGCAAGAGACGAGUAACGAAGACAUUAUGUUUGAGAUCAAGUAUGUUCCCAUCACAAGCAAAGAAGUCAAGCGAUACGCUCGUAGGGUCAAAGUGAUCGAUACGUCUUCGGCUAGGACUUCGGCUACAAAGUUCAUACCAAUAAAGAAAUACACACAAUCCUACAAAGAUGCGGGGACAAAGCAUGAGCGAUACAUGCGUGAUGGAUGGUUCAAAUGCAUACACCCAGAGGGUGCAAGAGCUCUGACCGAUGCCGAUCUUCUCAAACCUGACAACCUUAAAGUCGCUACGGCGAGUGUCAAAGGCUUGAGGAAAAAGGUUAAGGACGAAGGAAAGACACUACCGGAAGACACGGAGAUCGUUUUGGAGCUAGGCAAGCCCGAGAGCGGAUGGAUCCUAACAGAAGAGGAAGUGAGAGAUGACUCGGAAGAGGAUGAGGGAGAAGAUGAUGAUCCUGACAUAUAUUCACUGCAACAAUACGACGACGUCGAUUCGGAAAUGGAACAUGAAGAACCUGCGAAAAUCCCCAAAUUGGACCGUAGGGGGUCGUCGAAGCGAAGAAUGGCAUACGCUAUCAAGGAUGCGAUCAGCGUGCAGUGUGGAUAUUACUUUGUGUCUCAUACUAACCGGUCUAUCUUCUGGAUCGAAGAUUUCAAGGCACCAAUUGUCGGUAGGGUGAAAGGUGUAAAAAAAAUAAGCCACAUAGGACGACGCAUUGAGUCUUUCUACUGGCGCCACUGCGGGCUGUUUCCCAACUACAGGCCUGUGACCGAAGCCGUCUUUGACGAGUUCACGGAACUUGUUUACUACGGAAUCACAGAUGGCGUAACCUCUCCCGAGUCACUUGUACCAUUUGACGCCGAUGAACUCAUCCCGGUCUCGGGGAUGUUCCAACACAAAGAUCGUAUCGUAGGUGAAACGCGGGAGCAUACUGUUUGGAUCAUUGCACGUUUUAUGCACGACUUUGCGCACGCUCGUUUUCGCGAUUUCUAUGGGCAGCAGGGUGCUCGCUUGAACGCAAAGCAAAGCGUUUACUAUGAUCAAACACAGCGAACUCUGUUUCUCAAGAUAUUCGCUCCGAUCACGUUCAAUGCGCCAAUGACAUACAUGAACGCGUUCAAAAGAGUUUCGGUUGAUCAUCUGAUCAAUCGUGUCCCGCUUAAGAAGUUCAUAGACAAGCUCAACGACGAGCUGAAAGGAUACACUUUAUACUCUACCGUUGUGCUCAACGCCAACAUCGUUUUUUUGGCACUGAUCUAUGUUAGCCCACCGGCGACAGACUCAAAUAUGCACCCUCAGACUGUGGCGCAGAUUUUGAGCUAUGUGUCAACCGUCGCAAGCAUGGGAUCGGUAGUUCUUGGUUUGAUCCUAUUCCGUCAGCACCCGCCAAAGUCUAUAGACGACGCUGCUCUCCUUUUUCAGUAG
Messenger RNA from Coniophora puteana RWD-64-598 SS2, 1581 nucleotides. RefSeq lists its product as uncharacterized. The transcript has 12 exons. NCBI's taxonomy places the organism in Eukaryota, Fungi, Basidiomycota, Agaricomycetes, Boletales, Coniophoraceae. The coding region runs from base 1 to 1581 and encodes 526 amino acids. The record is from RefSeq and is a predicted model, not a curated record.